ACCCGUCACACUUCUUCCAAUUUUCAUAUGCAGAUUUUAGACGGGGGGCUUUUGCAAUUUCUUUUUACGCAAUUCCAUUCCUUCUUUCCUUUUUCUCAGCUUUUUACUCAGUUUGUGUUCCAUCUUUUUUUUGGAAUUUUUCGGU
Caenorhabditis elegans is the source of this 145-nucleotide messenger RNA. The record is from the annotation of a RefSeq genome assembly. Lineage: Eukaryota; Metazoa; Nematoda; Chromadorea; Rhabditida; Rhabditidae.